Molecule: messenger RNA, 1837 nt
Organism: Megalops cyprinoides (Indo-Pacific tarpon)
Lineage: Eukaryota; Metazoa; Chordata; Actinopteri; Elopiformes; Megalopidae
Gene: gpd1b
Product: glycerol-3-phosphate dehydrogenase 1b
Exons: 8
Coding region: 47-1102 (351 amino acids)
Biological process (GO): carbohydrate metabolic process; glycerol-3-phosphate catabolic process
Cellular component (GO): cytosol; glycerol-3-phosphate dehydrogenase (FAD) complex
Molecular function (GO): NAD binding; protein homodimerization activity; glycerol-3-phosphate dehydrogenase [NAD(P)+] activity
Source: RefSeq, a predicted model, not a curated record
UGCACCCAGGGACAGUCGCAGUAGUUACGCUCUGGAAGGUCACACAAUGGCAGCACCAAAGAAAGUCUGCAUUAUCGGGUCUGGUAACUGGGGCUCUGCCAUUGCCAAAAUUGUGGGCGCAAACGCAGCAAAAAACCCCAAGUUUGAAAAAACAGUGAACAUGUGGGUGUUUGAGGAGAUGGUGAAUGGACGCAAACUCACAGAGAUCAUAAACACUGAGCAUGAGAAUGUCAAGUACCUGCCAGGACAUAAGCUGCCCCCCAAUGUGUUGGCUGUUCCAGAGCUGGUGGAUGCUGUGAAAGGAGCGGACAUCCUGAUAUUUGUCGUCCCACAUCAGUUCAUUUCAAGAGUGUGUGACACCAUUAAGGACCACAUCAAGAAGGAUACUGUGGGAAUGUCACUCAUCAAGGGUGUGGACGAAGGUCCUGACGGGCUGAAGCUGAUUUCUGAUGUUAUCCGAGAGAGGCUGGGCAUCACCAUGACUGUGCUGAUGGGAGCUAACAUUGCCAAUGAAGUGGCCGACGAAAAGUUCUGUGAAACCACCAUUGGUUGUAAGAGCAAAGAACAUGGCCCUCUGCUGAAGGAGUUGAUGCAGACCACUAACUUCCGUGUGACGGUGGUGGAAGAGUCGGACGUUGUGGAGAUCUGCGGCGCUCUUAAGAAUGUGGUGGCUGUGGGCGCAGGCUUCUGUGAUGGCCUCGGCUUUGGGGACAACACCAAGGCUGCAGUCAUCCGGCUGGGACUGAUGGAGAUGAUUGCCUUUGCACGGAUUUUCUGCACCUCUGGGCCUGUUUCUGCAACCACCUUUCUGGAAAGCUGCGGGGUCGCUGACCUCAUCACAACCUGCUAUGGUGGCCGCAACCGCAAAAUUGCAGAAGCUUUCGCCAAGACAGGGAAGACAAUUGAGGAACUGGAGAAGGAGAUGCUGAACGGUCAGAAACUGCAAGGUCCAGCAACUGCAGCUGAAGUCAACCACAUCCUUAAGCACAAAAAUAUGGUGAACAAGUUUCCUCUCUUCAAUGCAGUAUAUCAGAUCUGCUUCGAGAAACAUCCAGUCACAGAGUUCAUCACCUGUCUGCAGAACCACCCAGAACACUUGUAACCCACUUCCCGGGAUACUAAAGUGUAGGUGUAGGGGAACUAGUGCCAAGGUGGACGAGGAAAAUGGUUUUGAAGGACAGCUGCCAUCUUAACGUUCUAACUUCAAACCAAAUUUCAAUGCUUUUUGUAUAAGCAGGAAAUAUUUUUCGGCUUUGCUGAAGAAGUGUGGCAGCAUUCUUUCAUGUCACUCGUCUCCUUCAUUGUGGGUUUCAUUUUUGGAUACUGAUUGACUUACUAAAAAUGUCAUAAUACUUUAGAAGUCAGUUGUGGCAAUUUUUUUUUCAUAAUAUGAUAAUCCACUUUUUAAAUUUUCAUUGUUCUAUUUAAUUUCAUUUUACAGGACAAGCACAUUGAAAGUAAACACCUCUGUUGUCUUAAGUAUUGGUAAUCCCUUUUCUUAAGUGUAAGAAGAGUGAUACUUGAAUGUUUUGUGAAGGUUGUGUUUUACUCCCUUCGCCAUUCCUUUGGCCUGGCAAGCUUUGAAAAUGCAAGUGCCUUCAAGUGCCUUUUCACAUACUGGUUAAUCCUUGCAUACAGUUAUAUUUGCUCUGUUAAAUUUAGGAUUCUGUCAAAUAAAUGACUUAUCUUCACUGCCCAUCAUUGCCACAGUUACUGCCCAGGUUAUUUUCUCUCUUUGUUCAAUCUUGAAAUUUGGCAUGUGUGUACAUGGAAAAUGUUGUCAAUGUAUGAAAAAAAAAUGUAUUUCAACAUUAAAUCUAUUUAUUUAAACCCAAAA